Messenger RNA from Penicillium maclennaniae, 531 nucleotides. RefSeq names its product cytochrome c oxidase subunit IV family protein. The transcript is spliced from 3 exons. Lineage: Eukaryota; Fungi; Ascomycota; Eurotiomycetes; Eurotiales; Aspergillaceae. Gene Ontology annotation, biological process: mitochondrial electron transport, cytochrome c to oxygen. The record is from RefSeq and is a predicted model, not a curated record. Bases 1 to 531 code for a protein of 176 amino acids.
AUGUUUCUUCGCUCCGUCGCUCGCGCUGUGCCUCGCACCCCGGCCACCCUCCGCGCUGGCCCUGCCGCCGUGAACACCCUGCAGACUCGCUUUUCCUCCGACCAUGCCAUCUCAAACCCCACCCUCGCCGGUAUUGAGAAGCGCUGGGAGGCUAUGCCCCCUCAGGAGCAGGCCGAGCUGUGGAUGAACCUCCGCGACCGUAUGAAGGUUGAUUGGAACCAGAUGACCCUCCAUGAGAAGAAGGCCGCUUACUGGAUCGCCUUCGGUCCCCAUGGCCCCCGUGCCCAGGCCCCCAAGGGCGAGGGCUGGAAGAUCUUCUUCAAGGUGGCCCAGCUCACCCUCGCCUCGUUCGGUGUCUUCUACGUUAUUCACCUCUUCGGCAAGCCCUUGCCCAAGACCAUGUCCAAGGAGUGGCAGGAGGCCUCUAACGAAUACGCCAAGGCCGAAAAGAUCAACCCCAUUCACGGCGUCAGCAAGCCCGAGUACGAGGGCAAAGGCUUCGUCCAGAGCCCUCCCGCCGAGAAGCAAUAG